This is a messenger RNA of Guyanagaster necrorhizus, 3008 nucleotides long. RefSeq lists its product as uncharacterized. Gene Ontology annotation, biological process: exocytosis; Golgi to plasma membrane transport. The record is from RefSeq and is a predicted model, not a curated record. Bases 187 to 2877 code for a protein of 896 amino acids. The transcript is spliced from 16 exons. Lineage: Eukaryota; Fungi; Basidiomycota; Agaricomycetes; Agaricales; Physalacriaceae. Gene Ontology annotation, cellular component: exocyst.
UUGUACUUUACUGAUGUGAUUCUUACCGUGAAGGUUUAAGCUAGGUCGAUGUCCCAGAACUUACUAUGGCACCGGGACCCGCGACACCGCACGGCGGUCGGCCCGGCCCUGCCGUCGAUGCCCGAUGUGGAUUCACCGCUUCCACCGUUGCCGUCCUCCGUCUAAGUGCAUCGUACACGUCCUGGUAUGCCAAAGCUAAACUUCAAUAUCGAUGAAGCGUCACUCCUGAAAGCGUACAAGAUCUCGACACUGAAUCCCACGCAAUGGGAAGAGGUCGACCACGAUUUGGGUGACUCCGUGGCAGGAGCCCUCACCGGAAGCAGUGAUGGUGAGGGAGAUCCUUUGGGAAUUGGGUCAAUUGUCGACGUGCAGGACAUGGACAUGGAAUCCAAGGCGUCUGUUCUAAUUAGUUCCAAGUCAUUCGACCCUAAAGCCUUUCUCUCGGUGGUGCACCCCAACGCGACUUACCAGGACCUUGCCUCUGGAAUAUCUCACCUUCAGGCGUCUAUCGACGCCCGCUCAGAGGCCAUCCGCAUUCUCGUCGAGGAUAACUUUGACCGAUUUGUGGCAGUGAAGGCUUCCACCGAUGCUUUGUAUGCUGAAAUGAAGGAAGGUCUAUUGGCCGAGUCCACGGAAUAUGCUUCUAAGCCGCUUCGGGAUCAGCUAAAGCAGGCUGCGGUGAAGGCCAAUCAAGUUUUCCUCCCUGUACUUGAAAAUGCGUCAAAAGCCCAGAAGCUCCGGACAACACUGGGCGUUUUCGAGCGAUCCAAAUUUUUCUUCAAUCUCCCCAGCUUUAUAAUCGAGUCAAUCGAGGCGGGGCGUUACGAUGUCGCAAUUCGGGACUACAAGAAAGGAAAAACCCUGCUGGAGACCCGUCCUGGUCAGCUUCUUCCAAUUGGCGCUACGAAAGAUGGGCAGACAUCUGCACUGGCGGAGCAACAACAAAAACGGAUUCUUGACAAGGUCUGGGCUAGUGUAGAGAGAGCCAUAGGGGAGAUGAGAAAUGUCCUACUAUCACAAUUACAGGACCCGAGCCGAAGCACUGAAGAGCAUGAAAAGACGAUUGAACUACUUUUAGAUCUUCCAACAAACGAGGAUCCCGCCUGGACGUAUUUCGAUAGCCAGCACAAGUAUAUCAUCUCCCAGAUGAACAAGACGCAUCGAGCGUCCCUUGCUGCGGUUAACGCUGCACUAGAAAAAACGGCUACCGAUCCAGACGGUCCUGAAACACUCACAAGUGUCAUUAUUUCUCAGCUGCAGGCAUCAUUGGCGGCCCUAGAAGCCAAGCAACCUGAGGCCGUUGUCGCAGAGUCCGCUGGAGAACCCGUAUGGCAAGCUAUCAUGGACCUGGCUAAGAAUCUAUCAGAAGUGAUGAUGGCAUCCCUCCCCAAUUUUUGGAAGAUUUCAUCCAGUUUCACGGAGGGUAAAUUUAAGAAGGUUCAAACCCCAACCGGAACCAGGCGGAGUCCAACACAGUGCAGGACCAUGGCUCUGGAUAUCAUCAAGUUAUAUAUUUCCUUAAUUUCAGAAUUCUUCACCCUGUCGGACAUGGCGGUGAUGUCCUCUCCAGGGGGAACAAAUAACGUCCUGCCACCUCUCGUUCCCUCCAAUUCAAGUUCAUUAUCAACUGCACAUUACCUGAUGAAGAUUCUUGGUGAGAUCCAGGACACAGUGAACGAACUCAAUGCAAUGGAAAUAUCCGCCGAAGCUACGGCGAGUUUGAAGAGUUUCCUGGAGACCGCUCGUUGGCGUUUCGAGGACAUACUGGUUAAUGCGUGGACGAGAGAUGCCCAACUUUUCUAUCAUCUGGAGACAUGGACGGCCAAUCCUACAGACCCCUCGGCGACCCUGUACCUUACGCAGAUGGAGAUGUUCCAACGACAUGUCACCACCGCCGCAUAUAAAUUGGCCGGGGGUGUUGACUUGUCGUCGGUGUCUCUAACAAAGCCGACAAAACAGAAUCCCAUCACGGCGGCGUUUGUGACGAAGAUUACAAGAACAUUUAUAGACGUGUUGUAUUCGUUCCUUAAUGGCAUGGUGCAACUCGUCUCCGAUGGGAUGCCUAAUGCUCGCGGAAAGCGGCAGUUCCCCAACUCCGAAUUAGACCUGGUCAAUCCCAUUGAGUUAUUGGACCUGUCGAAUAGUGACGUUCGCUUGCUGUUGGUGUUGUCAAACUUCAGUCAUCUGUCGACAGUAAUUGUACCUAGCAUGAUUACGCAACUUGAAAACGCGUUUGGAAUCAGCAUUACCGAGGAUCGGCAGACUUUAAUGACGUCCGUUCUAGACCUCGACAAGAAAUUGUUUGAGAGCUAUGCGCAAUCGAAAGCGACAAUUGUGAAGAAUCUCGUUCGCAGCGGCAUUUUGGACAGUGGUAUGGACUGGUAUGAGACGCCUCAGCCAACCGAGAUUCGGCAGUACAUGUACAAGACGAUGGUGUACCUCGUUGGUAUACAUGCACAGAUCAGUAGUACGGCCGACACGCUGUUGGAACGGACGAUGAAUUAUCUUGUCGAUGAAUUAGCCGAUGAAGCGCUACGGUGCUUCCGACAAGUCAAACGGUUUGGAAUGGGUGGCAUGCUGCGAGCCACUCUCGAGAUUGAGUAUAUGCACCAAACAUUACUCAAGUAUGUGACAGACUCUGCAGAUGCGGCGUUAUCAGAGCUGUACAACAACAUAUCCCACGCUUACGCUCGACGUCCUGGGGAUGAAAAUUUGCAGAGCAAUCUGGAUCGUGUAAAAAAGACAUUGGCAGAUGCACGUCGGGCGACCGGUAUCGAGUUCCUUUGCUUCAGAAAGACGACGAACCGGUCGGCGGGCUCUGCCACGCAUGCUAGACCACCUAGGGAGCGAGAUCCGUCUCGAGGUGCGCGGCAAUAGUGUGUGCGCAUGGUGCGUCGAUUGAAUUGUAGCUGUAAGUUAUUCAUAGAAUACCAUGUAAGUUUGUAAAUACCGUAGUUUGUAAUACAUUUUAGAGCCAAACAUGUGGAUAGUAUGAAAAUACGAAUACC